AGCUGCACCGCCGGGCUGCGAGCGGCUGCGAUCGAGCGAGCCCAAGAGCAAGAGAGCUAGAGAGCGAGCGGCGGGCGCUCGCCCGGCGCCUCCCCUCUGCCCAGCCGUGCGCCCCCCUAGCUUCUCCACCCUUCCCAGCUCGGCCCGGCCCCGGCGCGGCCACAGCCCAGAGCUCUGGGGCGUCGCAGGCAGCUUCGGGACUCUCCGGCGCGCCGCCGAGUCCCCAGACAAAGGCUUGGCCGGCGGCCCCGGCCCGCUGAGUCCUCGGUUCCCCGCCUCCCGGGCUCGCGGCUCUUCGCCCCCGCUUUCGGCUGGGCGCGCUCCGGCCCGCCGCAAAGUUUCCCGGGCGGCGGCGGCUGCGCCUCGCGUCAGCGAUGGCCGCGGAGCUGAGCAUGGGGCCCGAGCUGCCCACCAGCCCGCUGGCCAUGGAGUACGUCAACGACUUCGACCUGCUCAAGUUCGACGUAAAGAAGGAGCCUCUGGGACGCGCGGAGCGCCCGGGCAGGCCUUGCACGCGCCUGCAGCCAGCAGGCUCGGUGUCGUCCACACCGCUCAGCACGCCGUGUAGCUCGGUGCCCUCAUCGCCCAGCUUCAGUCCAACAGAGCAGAAGACCCACCUUGAGGACCUGUAUUGGAUGGCGAGCAACUACCAGCAGAUGAACCCCGAGGCGCUCAACCUGACGCCUGAGGACGCGGUGGAGGCGCUCAUCGGCUCGCACCCAGUGCCACAGCCGUUGCAGAGCUUCGACGGCUUCCGCGGCGCACACCACCACCACCAUCACCACCACACACACCCGCACCACGCAUACCCGGGCACUGGCGUGGCCCACGAAGAGCUGGGCCCGCACGGGCACCCGCACCAUCACCACCAUCACCAAGCGUCGCCGCCGCCGUCCAGCGCGGCCAGUCCCGCGCAGCAGCUGCCCACUGGUCACCCCGGGCCAGGGCCGCACGCGGCGGCCGCGGCUACCGCGGGUGGCGGUAGCGGCAGCGUGGAGGACCGCUUCUCCGACGACCAGCUCGUGUCCAUGUCGGUGCGCGAGCUGAACCGCCACCUGCGGGGCUUCACCAAGGACGAGGUGAUCCGCCUGAAGCAGAAGCGGCGGACCCUGAAGAACCGGGGCUACGCCCAGUCGUGCAGGUAUAAACGCGUCCAGCAGAAACACCACCUGGAGAAUGAGAAGACGCAGCUCAUUCAGCAGGUGGAGCAGCUUAAGCAGGAGGUGUCCCGGCUGGCCCGCGAAAGAGACGCCUACAAGGUCAAGUGCGAGAAACUCGCCAACUCCGGCUUCAGGGAGGCGGGCUCCACCAGCGACAGCCCCUCCUCUCCCGAGUUCUUUCUUUUUCAAUUUUGUUGGUGCUGAGAGAAAAGAGGAUGCUUCCAUCUUCUGAGUACCAAGGCAGGGCAGGCUCAGCUCCGCACCCCAGAGGCCCCGUGGAAUGUCCUCACUCCCACCUUACCUUAUGGCUAAACUUAUGCGUCUAACAAGAAAGGAAUGGAAAACAAAUUUUCUUGUUUGCUUUUCAUUGCAACCAGAAUCAUCCCAGAAUCCCUAUGAAACUCUCCAUUAACUGCUGGAGCUGCAGUGCUCUAGCAUGAGUGGCUUCGCCAGCUGCCACACUCGUGGUGACCUGAACUUGUGUUGCGCCAACCGCCACACUCAGAAAGUACUGGAAACCCAAACAUUGGCAAGUAAUUUUGCAACUUUCAAGUGUGUUCUUUAGACCAACACGUUAUGUGUGUUUCUUCUCCCGCUUUUGAGAUAACGGGAGAAUUAUUGAUGGUGUUCCCUCCAUCCACCUUCAGUUGUAUAGUAGUUAUAGGGAAGAUCUGGGUGUUUUUCUUUAUUAUUACUUUUUUUUUUCCCUGCAGGUCAGUAAAAGGAUUUAAGUUGCACUGACAAAAAUGCCAAAAUGAAAGUGUAUUUUUUAGUUCCCAUUUGAAAUUGCUGGCGCUGCUGGCCGGAUGCAUUUUUUGAGUUUGUAUUAGUUGAUAAAUUAACCGUAAUAACAAGAUUGUAUGAACCGCAUGGUGCUUGCAGUUUUAAAUAUUGUGGAUAUUCGUCCUGCAUCAGAAACAAGCUUCAGUUUUUACAGAUUCAACUGUGUUGAAAUCAAAUUUGCUGCAACAGAAAUUUGUUUUUAUUUCAUGUAAAAUAAGGGAUCAAUUUCAAACCCUGCUUAUGAUAUCAAAAUAUUAAAACCUAGUCUAUUGUAGUUUUAUUCAGACUGGUUUCUGUUUUUUGGUUAUUAAAAUGGUUUCCUAUUUUGCUUAUUAAAACCAUGGAAAUAGUGUUUAUUUAGAGGA
Messenger RNA from Manis pentadactyla (Chinese pangolin), 2308 nucleotides. RefSeq names its product MAF bZIP transcription factor B (gene MAFB). The record is from RefSeq and is a predicted model, not a curated record. The coding region runs from base 375 to 1364 and encodes 329 amino acids. The transcript has 2 exons. Gene Ontology annotation, molecular function: DNA-binding transcription factor activity, RNA polymerase II-specific; RNA polymerase II cis-regulatory region sequence-specific DNA binding. Gene Ontology annotation, cellular component: nucleus. NCBI's taxonomy places the organism in Eukaryota, Metazoa, Chordata, Mammalia, Pholidota, Manidae. Gene Ontology annotation, biological process: regulation of transcription by RNA polymerase II; regulation of myeloid cell differentiation.